ACCUAAAGUUACUAUUCCCGCUGAUAAGGUGUAGGAAUCCAACAAAAAAAAACUAUUAAAGCCAAAAAGCCCCGCUGUUUCUGCUCAGUUCUCAAAAAGCUGUUGCCGGAAAACACCAAAUCGAGAGAGAAUUUCAUAGCUAUUCUAAAUAUGACUGACGAAAUAGUGAACCCCAACAAGCAUCUUAUAAUCCCAGACUGGAUCAAUGAAAAAUACUUUGCAGGCGUCCUGGCCAAGGACGAACCCAAUCAUGUCAAGGUUCUGAAAUUCACGCCAGUGGCUGCCAUUCCUCCGGGCGAAAAUUUCACCUCGACCAUGUUGAGGAUCCAUAUUAAGUUGGAAAUGAAGAAUGGCGGUGUCAAGGACAAAACAUACAUUUUUAAAACGAUGCUGCCCGAAGAGCGGGGUGGCAAGGACAUCGCCGAGUUCGGCCUGUUUCCCAAAGAGGCCAAGAUGUACGACACAUAUCUUCCGGCCUUCGAAGAACUUUACAAGAAGGCUGGCUGGAACAUUCAGCUGGCGCCAAAAUGCCUGCACACUGAGGAGCGAAAUGGAGACCUUCACUUCAUCUUUGAGGACCUGCGCGAAGCGGGUUUCGGGAACCUGGAUCGCACCAAGGGGCUAGAUAUGAAGCACAUGACGGCGUCAUUGCAAAAACUGGCGGAAUAUCAUGCAGCCAGUGCCGUUUACGAGGAACAAAAUGGACGAUAUCCUGAGGAGUUUUACGAGGGCUUCGUCACUCGGUCGGUCAAAAAGUUCCACAUAGAAGGCUUCAACAUCAAGGAAAAGGCCUACAAGAAAGCCAUGCUCACCUGGGGUAUGCCAGAAGCCAAGAAAUAUAUCGAGAAGUUUCCAAAUGCAGAGCAGUAUUGGGCUCAGGGCCUGGCUACUUUGAACUACGAACCAAAUGAGUUUUACGUCCUCAACCAUGGAGACUUCUGGUCCAGCAAUCUGAUGACGAACUAUCUGCCCGACGGGACCCUGAACAAACUCAUUCUGCUGGACUUCCAGAUAUGCAAGUGGGGCAGUCCUUCCGAGGACUUGCUCUUCUUUUUAAUUCUCUCAGCCAAAAACGACUUGCGGCUAACGGAGUUUGACAACUUUGUGAGGAUCUACUGGGAGCGCCUCGUUGAGUGCCUAAAAGUCCUGAAGUACAAGAAACCGAUACCUGCACUCCGCGACAUCCAGAGGUCUAUGUACCACAAGAACUCCUCGUUUUACGCUUUCUUCAGCAUAUUAAAUCACCUGCCGAUUAUCCUGUUUCCCACCGACAAGGACAGUAAUAUACACAACCUAUCGGCGAACACGCCGGAGGGUGAGAGCUAUAGAGAGCGAAUGCUAUCGAAUCCUGCCUUCGGCGCUGUUAUGAAGGAUCUGUAUCCUUUCCUAUACAACAGGGGCAUCUUGAACUUUGAAGAUUACGACGAAUGA
This is a messenger RNA of Drosophila bipectinata, 1431 nucleotides long. RefSeq lists its product as uncharacterized. NCBI's taxonomy places the organism in Eukaryota, Metazoa, Arthropoda, Insecta, Diptera, Drosophilidae. The record is from RefSeq and is a predicted model, not a curated record.